Messenger RNA from Cuscuta campestris, 1763 nucleotides. The record is from the annotation of a GenBank genome assembly. NCBI's taxonomy places the organism in Eukaryota, Viridiplantae, Streptophyta, Magnoliopsida, Solanales, Convolvulaceae.
CAAGAACUCUAGAUUAACACUCAUUUUUAAAGUUUUCAAAAGAAACGAAAAAGGUUUUAAACUUGUAACAAAGUCUAUGCACCCCCCCUCUAGACUUUGUAUCUCACCACUUUAGGACCGCCAAUUGGUAUCAGAGCACACUUCUCACUAUCUACAUUUAGAUCAAAGAGAAGCGAUCAUAAUGGUGAAGAAUAUGGAUCACGGUUUGCCCAUGUUUUAUGUUUUAGGUUAUGAUGAUUGGAAGAUCAUGAUGGAAGCACACCUCUAUGCUCUACAUGAUUGCAUGUGGAUGGUGCUUGAAGAUGGACCCUUGAAGAUUCAAAUGGAGAAUCCAGAGAGGAAUCCAACAAACCCAGAGGUAGUCCAGUACAUUCCUAAGCCCAAGGAGAAAUGGGAUGAUAGAGAUUGCAAAAAGCACAAUCUGGACAACGUCGCCAAAGCAGCCAUCUUCAAGACACUUGAUCCCAUCACCUUCUCCAAAAUCAAGCAUCUCAAGACUGCCAUGGAGAUAUGGCAAGAAAAGAAUGUAAGGUUACUGAGGUCUCUUCCAGCUGAGUGGUACAUCAAAGCCACAGCCAUGGAAGAAGGAAGAAAUCUGGAGAACUAUACUAUCCAAGGUCUCCUAGAUGAGCUCAGAACCUAUGAGCAUGAGCUGAAGAAGAAGAAGGAAGAACAAGUCACUCCUUUUCCCACGGCGCUGAUGACAAAUCCCAGAGUCCUAGCAAGCGAAGGGACAUGCCCAAGGAGCUCUGACACUCCUUCCUCCAGCCAGCCACCAAGAUCAAAGACGGAGAACUACGAAGUGGAAUUUGCAAUGAUGGUCAAGCAAUUCCGGAAGUUCAAGAAGAAGCCUGGCCACUGGAAGUUAGCUUGUCUGUACCAAAAAGUGGAGAACUACGGAGAAAGAGAAAGAAACGAGAAGAAGAAGAAGAAGGCAAUGGUAGCAGCUGAAAGUGAAGAGUCAUCCAGUUCAAGCUCGGAUGAAGAAGCCCUCGUCUGCAUGGAGCGCAGAGCUGAGAAGUCCAACCGUGAGGAUUGGUGGACUAUGUCUGAAGAUGACACUCUCUGCCUAAUGGCCAAAGAUGAUGCUGACCAAGAGGUAACUUCACAAACCUCCUAUUCAUCUUCUUACGAAAGCAUACCAACUUCUGAAAAUCUUUUUGACAAGUUCAAAAAGAUGAUGGAAGAUUUUGAGGAAAUAAAUCUCAAACACUCAUCCUUAACAGAGGAGAACAAGCUAUUGAGUGAAGAGAAUCUCAAGUUGACUAAAGGUCGGAAAAGUCAACUAAGUGAGAUCAUCAACUCAAGGCUGAGAAUGAGUCUCUUUCUGAAAAGAGAUUGCAAAAAGCACAAUCUGGAUAACGUCGCCAAAGCAGCCAUCUUCAAGACACUUGACCCCAUCACCUUCUCCAAAAUUAAACACCUCAAGACUGCCAUGGAGAUAUGGCAAGGUCUUGGGAAGCUAUGUGAGGGUUUAGAGGACUUGAGAAAGCAGAAGAUAGAAGUCCUGCUUGAGAAGUUCAAAGGCUUCAAAAUGCUUCCCGGAGAAUCAUUUGAUAUGCUCGAUGAAAGAUUCCACAAAAUCUUGAAUGAUCUUGCAUCACUUAACCACGUUCUUUCUCCCAAAGAAAAGAAUGUAAGGUUGCUAAGAUCUCUUCCAACUGAGUGGUACACCAAAGCCACAGCCAUGGAAGAAGGAAGAAAUCUGGAGAACUACACUGUUCAAGGUCUUCUUGAUGAGCUCAGAACCUAUGAGCACGAGC